Molecule: messenger RNA, 1191 nt
Organism: Capsicum annuum
Lineage: Eukaryota; Viridiplantae; Streptophyta; Magnoliopsida; Solanales; Solanaceae
Product: putative RING-H2 finger protein ATL69
Exons: 1
Coding region: 464-946 (160 amino acids)
Source: RefSeq, a predicted model, not a curated record
AAGAUGAAAUCAACGUCACACAUUUGUUCCAUAACAAACUAAACACUUUGAAUUCCCAGAUUUUGCUCCCCUUCUGUAGCUCUAAGCCCAGUUCCCAAUAAGGCCUGGAUCUGAUUUUCAAACACUCUGUAUACUUUCAAUUACUCAUGCACGUGCUGUCGUGAUCUCUUUUUUAUAAUGGCAAAGCCAUGAUAUUCAAGGUUCAAAAUAUGAAAUGUUAACACACGUAACAUCUAGUGUAUAUAUCGAUUACGUAGCUCCACCACAUGAUGAACAUUGUAAUAUUUAUCUUAGUAUUUACUCAUUUAUUUAUUUCUGACAACAUCUACUCACUGGUCCAACCUCAUUUAUUUCUUCCCCGAUUAAUCAUAUUAUGGGGACCAUAUUACAAAGCUAAUUUAUCUUCCAUUUAUUUGCAGCUACACACAUUAACAAUAUUCACACACACACAAAAAAAAAAAAAAUGUCCAUAUCUAACUCACCUGCAGAUUCUUCAAUCAGCCUGAGAUACGGUAUCGUCAUAGUCAUCGGCAUUUUAAUUCUCAUCUCCCUCGUCAUGUUCGCCUCCUACGCUUGUCUUCGCGUCAAAUUAACUCAAGAUUCUACGCCAUCAUCGUCAUCCAUUGGGACAAAUAAUAAUACUUACAACAUCUAUAGCUACUUCCUCGGGUUGGAUCGACCUGUGAUAGAGUCAUUCCCCAAAGUAGUGUUGGGUGAAAGCAAGAGAUUGCCCAGUCUUAUUAGUGAUACGAAUACAUGUGCAAUAUGCUUGUGUGAAUAUUGUGCUAAGGAUUCUGUUCGUUGUAUGCCGGAAUGUCAUCACUGCUUUCACGCAGAUUGUGUUGAUGAAUGGCUGCGGAAGAGUGGAACUUGUCCGAUUUGUAGGAGCUCUCCGGCUUCUCCAUCUGCAGGUUCAAUGCCAACGCCUGGACUUUUGAUUAAUUAGUAUUACUAAUAUGUUAAAGUUCUGUAUAGAAUUAGUAAUUGGUUUGAAAUAUAUCUCUUUUUAGUGUUCUUAUUAGUGCUAUUUAUGUAGGGAAUAAUCUUGUUCCUUGAGCUUUUGUUUUGAUUUAUUUUUUGUCAUUCUAGUUAGUAUGUCAACUUUUGUCACUUUUGAGUGGUGUUUAUAUUAGCACAUUUCUUGUUUCAAGAAUAUGUGUCAACAGUUGGAGAUAAUGACCAAAAUGUUUC